AUGGAUCGUGAGGAAAGAAACUGGAAUCUCAUCGAGGCGAAUACGGACGGGUUUGUUUAUGCUAACAUGUCAGGAUUGCAGACUUUUGAUGCGGAGGACAUCAUCAGCUUCUACGCAGCCAACUACCUACCCGAAGAGCAGACGGAGGACGAACAAAAUCGAAUCAUGCAGACGUUUAUAAAUGCCAUUCGCCGCGUCGGGCUUGUCGACUUGCCGUAUGCCGCUAUACUCGCCGGUCGUCUCCCUUGGCCCGCCGACAGCCCAAGAGAGUCUCCUACCAGACAAUUCCCGGAAUCGCCAGCUGCCCUCGACGUUUACAGUCCUGUAGACAACGACCCGUUGCCCUCCCCGAUCGACAGCGACAGCGACGGCUCCUGGCCCGAGGAAGAGGACGCCGACGAGCUGCAUAUGGACCCACCCUACUUCCAGUUCCGACUUGUUACUUCAAACGAACCAGCUCGACCACGCAGCACGUCAGAACCGUUCUAUGAACCAGACGUUGACUGUGCGGCAAUGCUGAACCAUCUCCGUGACAACAUCUUGGACUUGAGGCGUCUCAAGGACGGGUUUUCCCAAAUGAUUCCGGUAAUGAAGGAGCGGGUCAACAUCGUGCGCCGAUUCUCUUUCUGCACUCAAGCUAAAACUAGCGAACUCGUCCGGCUGCUAACUGACGCGGAGCUUACAAUCUCUGAGAUCUCGCUCCCGAACGAGAACGGUCUGUCACACACCCGUUGGGGGGUGCUGUGCCGAGCCGUUCACAACGCCGAAGACAUGCUGGUCAGCCUGAAGGGCGACUUCAGCAGGGUCGACCAACAUCUGAUCGAGUUUGAGCGGACCUUGGUUGGUGAAGAGAAAAAGACUCGUCUGGCCCUGUUUCGCUAUGAACGAGCGAGGUACAGAAAACCUUUCCAGGAUGUGGUGGACAGUCUGCGGCUUUCACACCUACGUGAGCAGUUUGCAUUCCCUCGUUUGAGUCCCGACCCGAGGCCGCUUGAUGCUGCGGCUCUCGCCGCUAUCGCAGCCGAGGACGGCGACUGCGUCAUCUGCCGCGAGGACCUAGGUGAAGGUGAAGCCGCCGUCAUCUCCUACGAUUGCAUGAAACCAUAUCACACGGAUUGCCUUCUGAGUUGGUUCAAUGAAACACUUGCUCACACGUGUAACGACAUGACGUGCCCGUCGUGCAGAGAGGUGUGUUAUACAGACGAUUACGGCGAACUGGUCGAACACAGAAAUCGGCAGCUGCGGUGUUUGUGA
Molecule: messenger RNA, 1254 nt
Organism: Exophiala spinifera
Lineage: Eukaryota; Fungi; Ascomycota; Eurotiomycetes; Chaetothyriales; Herpotrichiellaceae
Exons: 1
Coding region: 1-1254 (417 amino acids)
Source: RefSeq, a predicted model, not a curated record